CUAUCGUUACGAAAUAAACACGUUUCGCAAUUACCGUAGGACUCGUGGAGCGGUAAACACUAGAUCACUAGCAUCACUAGAUAGGGAAAUAGAUUGUGGUCGUCACCAGUCGUCAGUCUCGUCCGUAUUACAGAACAGAUAAAAUUCGAUACAUUACUAUCGAUAAUUUUCAAAAUAAUCGCCAGGUGAUUUGAUGGCCAUGGUGGAAAUCCGUAAUAAUCCCUUGAGUAUGUGAAGAAUUGUACGGGACCCGUCAAAAGCUGAUAAAUAUUUUGAAUAAACUUUUGAGUCACACUACCAAGUAGUGGGGCUCUUGGGCGAUCGAACAUGUUUGUAUCCGACACCGAUAUAUUCAGCAACUCUCUGGUGAAACUGAGUGUUAUAAGUGCAGAAGGUGGUGUGUGGAAUAUUGAUGCUGCGCCGGAUAUAACGGUGGAAAAAUUGAAAAUAAUGGCUCUUUGCCAUUUUUACAGUCCCUUAGAGUAUGUCAAAGUGACGUCAAACCACAAACUUGUUUUGGUGUCGGAGAAAAGACCACUGGAUAAUAACAACUCCGUUUUGCAGGAAGGAUUGAGAAACAAUGAUGAACUACUGCUGGUGGAGUGUCGGCAGCCACCCUCUGAAGAGCAUUUCACAGAAGAUAAUGUGAGAGGCCCCACUGCUAAUGAAAUCAGAGUUGCGACCAAGGAUGUAGAGGAGAGAAAACCACUGAAGCUGCUUCCUCAGGAAUUUACUGCGGAUUUUCAGAGUGAAAUUCGGAAGAUCCUGAUCUCCCUAGUAGAAGCUUCUGCACGUAUCAUUGGACCGAGUCCGAAUGCUGAUGAAGUGUUUGAAGUUAUUCAGGAAAGACUGGAUGCAAAAGCUAAGACUCAGCCACAUUCCAGGGCAGUCAGUCCGUUCAUGGAUAUGGGUUUUUCUGAGCAUGUUGCUUCCAGAGCUCUCCGUCUUAAUAGAAUGAAUCCCAAUAAGGCACUAGAGUGGCUCCUUGAAAAUGGUGCGGAGAAGGAACCAGAAGAAGACGCUGUGGACCACAAAGAUGAAGUGUCAUCUGGAGCAGCUGACCUACAAUGGCAGCAAGAACCUGCAUGUAAGAUGAGUACCUCAUCCCAGAGCGAAGUCAAGAAGUCACAGUCAGUAACCACAUUGCUAGAAUCAUUCCGGGAAUUUAAGCGACGAGACUUUCAGCCCAAUGUGAAAGCAUUGCAAAAUCUAAUGGAUAUGGGGUUCCCGGAGGAGGAUGUUUGUGAUGCACUCUGUGUCACAGGAAACAACCAGUCUGCUGCAUGUGAGUGGUUGCUUGGAGAGCGUCGUAAAAGCCUGGAAGGUCUGGACAUUGGUUUGGACCCAGAGGGAUCCAUAUAUAAAGCCAUAAUGUCAAAUCCAGUAAUACAACUCAGCCUCACCAGUCCAAAGAUGCUUCUAGCUUUCCUGUCCUUGCUGGAGAAUCCUAGCAGUGCCAACAUAUGGAUGAAUGACCCAGAUGCAUCACCUGUGCUAACCCAGAUCUUCAAGAUUUACCAAGCAGAGAAGCAUGCUCUUCAGACGAACCAUGAUAUGGAGCAGCAACAAUUACAGUCCACAGGAAGAUUAUGAAGCCGGCCUUUGCCAGUCACACUCCGAGGUCUAAACUGAUUUUGUGCAGCUGUUUUACUUGAAGAGGCUGAUGAUUGAAGUCAUAUUUAUUUUUCAUGAUUAAAUACCAGACAUCUACAUAGGGGCAGAAAACUAAAUGUGGAAUUCUAGUAAUUAAGCAUUACAUUUACCUGUAUAUUGUUAACAAUGAUGAUAAAGGUUCUCUUCUAUCUAUAUACACCAAGAUCUUGUUUUGUAAAAGAGAUGUAUCCCUUCAGAGUCCAUUAAACAAAGAUUAAUCAUUGAUCAAAUUAAGGACAGUAACACUGCACAACAAAAUUAAUAAUGUUUGCCUGUCUUUUAAAGUAAAGUGGGAGAUUCAAGUAAAACUGAAUGUGCUCAAUCUCGGUCUGAGUUUGAAAAUUUUAUCACCCACCAUUUGCAAGGGAAUGGCUCAGAACUUGACAUACAACAUAAGAUAUGUGGCUGGAUAUAACAUGACGAUCUUUUAGCCAAUGACUGCAUGGCAUGACAGCCUCCUCAGUAGUGGCUAAGUGAUAUUUGGCUUCAUAUUGACCAGUAGCAGGAGUUUGUGAGAUGUUACAUAUUUUCACAAAAUCAUGAAUGUUAAUAUUUUCAUAAUCUGUACAUAAAAAUAUACUGGAAUUGUCAAAUUUUUCUGCAAAGAGAAAAUAAAUGUUGUAUAAUAUAACUGGAAAUAUAUUAUGUAUGUCUAAAUGAGCAUUCACACCCCCAUUUUUAAAUGUGGAAUUUUAAGAAAUAAAUUAAUAUUUUAUAUAUGAAGGACUACAAAAGGUGAGUUGUGUUACUAGAUCCAGACAUCUGGACACCAGCACCAACACAAGGAGGUAGGGACUAGCUCUAUCAAUUGGGCCCAAAUGAGUAGGUUCCAGC
Messenger RNA from Cryptotermes secundus, 2487 nucleotides. It is a transcript of the gene Kpc2, whose product is annotated as ubiquitin-associated domain-containing protein 1. Gene Ontology annotation, molecular function: protein binding. The transcript has 7 exons. Lineage: Eukaryota; Metazoa; Arthropoda; Insecta; Blattodea; Kalotermitidae. The record is from RefSeq and is a predicted model, not a curated record. The coding region runs from base 328 to 1593 and encodes 421 amino acids.